Linum trigynum is the source of this 717-nucleotide messenger RNA. The record is from the annotation of a GenBank genome assembly. Lineage: Eukaryota; Viridiplantae; Streptophyta; Magnoliopsida; Malpighiales; Linaceae.
AUGGAGGCUCCAAGCUCCAGCUCAAGGUGCAGAUCCGGUUCCUUCUUCCAGGACAUCAGAUCAAGAGAACUCAAUGGAUUCCGAGUUCGGAAGCGCCCGUACAACGAACACUCGCAGCUUCAGUUUACCGAGAUGGGAGAGACGGCUAAAAAUGCUCAUAUUCUCGCGGUAUCCGAUGAGGAAGGCUACCUGAGCUUGUUUGAUUCACGGCGGAAUCUUUCCUCCGCCGCUACUCGUCAAGAAAAUACAGGGAAAGCAAGAAUCACGGAGUGGGUAGCUCAUCAGAACGCCAUAUUUGAUAUUCGUAGGAUUAAGGAUGACGCCAGAAUUCUCACAGCUUCAGGAGAUCAAAGCAUUCAAUUGUUGGAUGUACAAGGGAAGAAAUGCAUUGGCGUGUUAAUGGGGCACACUGGAAGUGUUAAAUCUCUGUGUUCCAAUCCAACUAAUUCCGACCUUCUUGUCUCUGGUUCAAGAGAUGGUUCCUUUGCUUUGUGGGACUUGAGAUGCCAAAGUACUUCCACCAGACGGUCCACAGAAACUUGCUUAAGUUCAACUGCGGUGGUAAAACGAGCUCAUCUUUCAACACAAGCAAAACGGGUUAGGCGGACCAAGACGGCUUCCACAAGCAUCACCUCAGUACUUUAUCUCAAAGAUGAGGUGUCCAUAGCUACUGCUGGUGCUGUAGACAGCAUUGUCAAUCAUCAGUUGAAAAGGUGA